CACAUGUAUCAUCAUCCCAUAAAAGUGUUUACCGCCGCUCCGUGUUGUACCUCAUCAACUGUUGCAGUUGAUACCAUCAUGCUUGGUAUUGGUAUCAGUCCGUUUGCUGUAUCGGUAGUUCUUGUGGCUGCUACACUGUUAUGGCUUCUGAGGCGGUACCUGGCAGGAGGAUGUUGUUAUAGCAAGGCUCGUCUGGACGGUAAGACGGUCCUCAUCACGGGAGGAAACACCGGCAUAGGCAAGGAGACGGCAAGAGAUCUCGCUAGGAGAGGUGCUCGUGUGAUUCUAGCCUGUCGCGAUCUAGCCAAGGCAGAGGCAGCUGUUGCAGACAUCCGUGAAGACACUGGUAACAGCAACUUGGCGGUAGUCAAACUAGACUUGGCUUCCCUGGCCUCGGUUAGAGAAUGUGCAGAGAAGAUCAACAGAGAGGAAUCCAGGCUGGAUAUUCUCAUCAAUAAUGCAGGUAUCAUGAUGUGUCCCGAGUGGCAGACAGAAGAUGGGUUUGAGAUGCAGUUUGGUGUCAAUCAUCUGGGUCACUUCCUUCUCACUGACCUCCUGUUGGAUCUCAUCAAGUCCUCCACCCCAGCCCGCAUUAUCAACGUCUCCUCUCUGGCUCACGCCUACGCCAAGAUGAACUGGGACGACAUCCAGAUGAGGAAAGGCUAUAACAAGAGAGAUGCCUACGGACAGAGCAAACUGGCUAAUGUUCUAUUUACGCGAGAGCUGAGCAGACGACUGAGGAAGAUCGUCUCAGGUGUGACAGUCAAUGCAGUUCAUCCGGGUGUCGUAGCAACGGAGCUUUCUCGUCACGUGAUGAAACCUGGUAGUCUGGCAUCCCGUCUUAUCAGCCUGAUCCGCUAUACCCCGCUCGUGUGGGUGUUCAAGAAUCCUGUGCAAGGGGCACAGACUACUAUUCACUGCGCAGUCACCCCAGAACUAUUGAAUACUUCUGGUCUUUACUUCAGUGACUGCGCCCCCAAGGAGCCUUCCCAGCAUGCACUGGAUGAUGACGCAGCACGCAGAUUGUGGGACAUGAGUGUCGAAAUGGUCGGCUUGAUUUAAAACAAGGAAUAUAAAACAGUUGUACGGCCGAAGAUAUCAUAAUGCCCAACUGAAUAAAUUCCUGCUUUAUGUACGCGAAGUAACUUUUCUUUCGAAAGUGUUUGUCAUUAAACUAAAACAAGCAAUAACAUUUUUUUUUAAAUAGUAUUGUUUUUGACAUCAUCGAACUAAUCAUAUCACAUUUUAUUUUCUUUUGGAAUUUGUUUUUGCUUUACUGACUGUGAAUCGGAUUUGGAAAUGAAAGAUGACAGUCAAUCCAAUUCCCAGUACAGCGGGAAUGAUCAGCUUGGUGUUUUGUACUCUAAGAAACCCAACCCUCUAUAAGACAUGGGAAGAAAACUAGUCUCCUCUUUCAAGCCAUAGGAUAUCUUGAUAUUUUUUAAUGCGAAGAAAAUCCUGUCGGGUGAUGUUGUUUAAAUUUAAUUUUGUAAUGGGGCUUUAACCGUAAUUAUUAAUUAAAGCCGAGUGGUUAAGGUGAUGGACUGCUAAUCUAUGGUGCUCUCCACGCGUGUAGAAUCUCAUCCUCGUCGCUUUUAUAUUUUAAGAUAUACAUGUAUAGUACACUGUAGUUUUAAAUUUUUGACAAACGAUUUUCUCGACUCCUUAAUAAGACGAGGUGCCGCCGAGUAGCAAUGGUGAUGGUCUGCUAAACCAUGGACUGAAGCGGGCGAGGCGAAUUAUAAUAAGCCUUAAAAUGAUCCGGAAACCCAUAUCAGUGUCAUAGUUUCUUUGAGCAUCUGAUUCCAGCGCCCAAAUGCGCAUUUGUUUGCCUGGGUGAAAUGUUUUAAUAUCUGAUUUCGCCUCGGCCCUCUAGGGACAGGAAACAUUGCAUACCAUGGGUGGAAGCCCAGCACUGAUCGAUGUACAUGACGUAUGUCGCAAAUGGUCGUACGACAAACUGCAGGCUUUGGUGGUGUAUGAAUUGUGGAAAUCCUUGUGUCAUACCUAUUUUUAUAUUUGGACCAAAUCUGACAACGACUAAAGAAAAACAAGUAUUUUACAGGAAAAGAAACACUUGUGUAUCAAAUAUGGCUAGUCUUAAGAAUGAAUUAAACGAUGUUGAUUGGAACUCAGUACUGCUGGACGAUAAUAUUGACGGGUGUUAGGCC
Molecule: messenger RNA, 2171 nt
Organism: Patiria miniata (bat star)
Lineage: Eukaryota; Metazoa; Echinodermata; Asteroidea; Valvatida; Asterinidae
Product: retinol dehydrogenase 13-like
Exons: 6
Coding region: 4-1062 (352 amino acids)
Source: RefSeq, a predicted model, not a curated record